AUGGAGUGCACAAUCAUGUCUAGUUUAUUAAAUCAUUGGGGAAGAAUUCGUAUCUUUAAAAGUUUUAUGACUAAACUUAGAUACUAUCUGAUUUUUAUUUGUGGCUAGCAACAGCUUAAGAAUGGGAUAUUUCCUAAUUAGAAAGUUUUACUCAAGUAUAUUGAGAAUGAUGGCUAAUAUCAAUUUUUAGAGCUCCUUAGUGACAUUAAAAAUGAGUUGAUAAAACCAGAUAAUUUUACUAUUUACGAUUUUAAGUAAGAAAUGACAAGCAAAGCACUUAUUAACUAUUAUAUGGCAUCAUUAGUAGAUCCUAUUUACGAGUAACUAUUGCUGAAAAAAGAUGAGAAUGAUAUGGCUCAAAUAAUAAUGGAUAAGGAAUACGAAAAGGAAAUAAAUUAAAAAGCCAAUUCACUUAAGUAAAAAUCAUUAAUGGCCUAAAUGAUUCUUGGAUUCAGAUUUAAGUACGGAUUAGGAGUACCUAAUAAAUGUAAAACAAGUUCAUUGUACUAUGAAAAGGCUGCUAUGUAGUCGAUAUAAUAUGUUGAAUAAACAUAUGGGCUAGAUAUAGUUGAAAGGAAGAAGUUGAGUAUAGGUCCUCAUGUCCUUCAAGAUAAGGUUUAAUUAGCAGAUUAAUCAGAGGAUUAGUCUUAUAAUGAUAUGAUAGAUUUACUUGAUCUCAAGGGCUAAUACGGUAAUGUAGAGAGCUUAUCAGUGCUUGCCAUCUAGCAUGUUCAUGGAACAAAGAGAAUAAAAAGAGAUUUUUUAUAGGCCAGAAGAUCAUUUGAAAAAGCACUUAGUAUAGAUUUUAAUGAUAAGGAUUCAAAUUAUUAUAUGGGGCUAAUGAAUUUGCAUGGAUUAGGAGCUUAUGCUAAUGUUUAAAAAGCAGUUGAAUACUUUAAGAGAGCAUAAAAUGACUCAAGAGCUCUUAAUGCAUUAGGUUAUAUCUAUUAUACUGCUCCUGAUUAUCUUGAAAUAGACCAUUCUGUUCUAAUGAAAUAUGGUAAUAUAAGAUAAAGCUUUAAAGAAGCUAAAAAUUAUUUCCUAAAAGCAGCAGAAAACGGAAACACUAAUGCCUAAUAUAAUCUAGGUUGCCUUCAUUUAAAUCCAGGAAGCAAAGAAGAAUAUAGUUUCACUUAGGCUUAUGACAGAUUUAGGUAUGCAGCUGAAAAAGGACAUACUUUCUCUGCUUAUAAUGUAGCUGUGAUGCACUUACUAGGCAUAGGCACUUUUGAAAGUUGUCAAAUAGCUCAACUUUAUUUAAAGCAUGUUGCAGAAGUUGGAUAAAACACUCUCCUUUUGAAAUCUGCAUUUAGCUUGACUAUAGAAUAAAGAUAUAAAGAAGCAGCUCUAAUCUAUAUGGAGUUAGCAGAGCAGGGACUAGCAGUUGCUUAGCUUAAUGCAGCCAUUUUAUUUGAUAAAUAUGAUGUGAUUGAUAAUGACAAGAUUUUCAUUUCAGAUGUUGCAAAAAGAGAUAAAAAAGACGAGAAAUUCAACAUUAAUAAGCAUCUCUCGCACAAAUACUAUCAAAUGGCAGGACUCUAAAUAGAUACUUAAGAUGAAGCUAACCUUAAACUAGGUGACUUUUAUUAUUAUGGAAUUGCCUGCAACUAGUCAUAUGAAAAAGCGAUUGAAAUGUACAGAUUAGUAGUUUCACAAUCUAAAGACUCAGAGUUAAGAGGGCAAGCGAUGUUUAACCUUGGAAUAAUUCAUCAUUUCGGUAUGGGGGUUGAGAUAGAUCUCGAGAUGGCCUAGAUAUACUAUGACAAAGCUAUGAAAGAGGAAUCUCAAGCUCUCACACCAGUAUAUCUGCUUAGUCUCUAUGGAAAAUGGUAAAAGUUAGAUAUGUUAGACACCAUUAAGAAGUUCAUUUCAAUACAUUCAGAUUCCCCAAGAUCUCAAAUGACUGUUUUGAUGAUGCUAAUUUGUUAUUUCUGCACGUUUGCUGGAAUGGUAAAACUAUUAAGAAGAGAUUACAAAAGGAAUCAUUGA
This is a messenger RNA of Stylonychia lemnae, 1989 nucleotides long. The record is from the annotation of a GenBank genome assembly. Lineage: Eukaryota; Ciliophora; Spirotrichea; Sporadotrichida; Oxytrichidae.